Podarcis muralis (Common wall lizard) is the source of this 3274-nucleotide messenger RNA. Lineage: Eukaryota; Metazoa; Chordata; Lepidosauria; Squamata; Lacertidae. The record is from RefSeq and is a predicted model, not a curated record.
AACGAAGUCGCAGCCAUGCGGGAGAUCGUGCACAUGCAAGCCGGCCAGUGCGGGAAUCAGAUUGGAGCCAAGUUCUGGGAGGUCAUCAGCGACGAGCACGGCAUUGACCCGACAGGCAGCUACCAUGGAGACAGCGACCUGCAGCUUGAGAGGAUCAACGUCUACUACAAUGAAGCUGCCGGCAACAAGUAUGUCCCCCGUGCCAUCCUUGUGGACUUGGAGCCUGGCACAAUGGAUUCUGUCCGCUCUGGACCAUUCGGCCAGAUCUUUCGGCCUGACAAUUUCGUCUUUGGCCAGAGUGGUGCCGGGAAUAACUGGGCCAAGGGCCACUACACAGAGGGAGCUGAGUUGGUGGACUCUGUGCUGGAUGUGGUAAGGAAGGAGUCGGAGAACUGUGACUGCUUGCAGGGCUUUCAGUUGACCCAUUCCCUGGGUGGUGGCACAGGCUCCGGACUGGGGACACUCCUUAUCAGCAAGAUUCGGGAGGAGUAUCCUGACAGGAUCAUGAACACGUUCAGCGUGAUGCCUUCCCCUAAGGUGUCAGACACAGUGGUGGAGCCCUACAAUGCCACGCUGUCCGUCCACCAGCUGGUGGAGAACACGGAUGAAACCUUCUGUAUUGACAAUGAGGCCUUGUACGAUAUCUGCUUCCGCACACUCAAACUCACGACUCCGACGUACGGGGACCUCAACCACUUGGUGUCGGCCACCAUGAGCGGCGUCACCACCUGCCUGCGGUUCCCUGGCCAACUGAAUGCUGACCUCCGCAAGCUGGCAGUCAACAUGGUGCCCUUCCCUCGCCUGCACUUCUUCAUGCCCGGCUUUGCUCCCCUCACGAGCCGCGGAAGCCAGCAGUACCGGGCCGUGUCGGUGCCAGAGCUCACCCAGCAAUUGUUUGAUUCCAAGAACAUGAUGGCGGCCUGUGACCCGCGCCACGGGCGCUACCUGACGGUGGCGGCCAUUUUCCGAGGCAGAAUGUCCAUGAAGGAGGUGGACGAGCAGAUGCUCAACGUCCAGAACAAGAACAGCAGCUACUUCGUCGAGUGGAUCCCCAACAACGUGAAGACGGCCGUGUGCGACAUCCCUCCGCGAGGCCUCAAGAUGUCCGCCACCUUCAUUGGCAACAGCACGGCCAUCCAGGAGCUGUUCAAGAGGAUCUCUGAGCAGUUCACGGCCAUGUUCCGCCGAAAGGCCUUCCUGCACUGGUACACCGGAGAGGGCAUGGAUGAGAUGGAGUUCACGGAGGCCGAGAGCAACAUGAACGACCUGGUCUCCGAAUACCAGCAAUAUCAAGACGCCACAGUGGAUGAGCAAGGAGAGUUUGAAGAGGAAGGCGAGGAGGACGAGGCUUAGGAUCGCGGUGGUUUAGGGGCAAGUGUUUUGGGGCACAGUCUGUUCAGCUCUGCUGCUGCAUGCUUUUUCAGUUCAAUUUGGUGCUUUAACAGUUGAUUUCCCUCAUUGCCCAAACCCUUUGAUUUGGAAGCACUUUUAUAGGUCAUUAAAACAUUUCAACAUAAUAAUGAAAAGUGGGUGCUAUGAAGCUCUCCACACUUUAAAUUGGGUCUAAAAGUAAACUUUGUAAAUUUUACCCUUAAGAAUAUACUUCCUUCCUUGUUAAGACAACUGUUGUCCUUCAGCUAUAUGUGUAAAGCUAUUGAUCAUACAAUUGUACUGCAGCUGUUUUAUAAAAAUUAUAAAUUUAUAUAAAUUAUAAAUUUAUAAUUUUUAUAUAUAUUGCAGAAGUUACUUAUGUCAUAGUUUAUCUGAAAUAAAGACUUCUCAGCUGCUCCAUAGACAAGGAAGCUAACUACACAAGCCGUAUUGAAAAUUCAGGAAUCUAGAAAUAGUAGUUUGGAAAGCCCAUUGAGGAACAACCUGAGAACACCUCUACACAUUUUGUAAAAUAUUUAGAUCAUUAUGCUCUCCUUGGGGUGCUAACACUAUGUUAAAAGAUAAUGUUGAUUGUCAGGCUUCUUGGGGCGUUUCCUAAUUGAGCGACGAGGGACCUGUGGUCUUCCAGAUAUUGUUGGACUCCAACUCCCAUCAGCCACAGGGAGAAUGGCGAGUGGGAGUUUUAGUCCAACAUCACUUGGAAGCUCACAGAAUCCACAUCCCUAUUUAAGGAAGCUGGGGUAUACUUUGAAGACAAAGGCAAGAAACAUCUUUUCAACAGUGUCAUAACAAGUCUGAAGCCCAAAUCGCCCUGACAUUAAGGAGUACUGUUGUCCAUUGAAAAGUAAGUUGCUACUUUACCCCUAAUUAAUGCAUCAAGAAUUACAGUACAAACUUCAUUUUUCCUGCAGAUGGUCCCUCAAUAGAGGUGGUGUCUAAGUAACUGGUCUACCACAACUCAAUUUAGGAGCUGCACUCAUGUUCAUUACAGUGAGGAAUUGUUUUCUUUUGUAAUUAAUUUAGUCAAUUUUUUUUAUAUAUAUAAAAAAAUCCUAAUCACACUCAUCUUCAAAGAGGAGAGUCAAGACCUCAGCCUAAAACUAAUUUCUUGAAGGUAUGGUAAAUGAUUAUCAUAAUUACAGGAAAACAAGAUUGGGCCUGUGCCUCUGAAGCUUCCUGAGAACGCAGAAGAUUGCGGCCACUGAUGGUAAGACUUUAGGUUCUCCUUCAGAUCACUACAUGCACCUGAAACCUUGGAGGAGUGGCUGCUGAGAAUAUAAUUUGCUGAGAGAACGUGUGGAACCUGCCUGUUUAACGGAGGAAGAGUCAAGAUCUGUCACUCUCUCUUUCCUUCAUGCUGGGUAGAAAGACAGACAUGGUUUCCUUUACCACCUUCCUAGGACUGGGACAGGAACCCAUUUUUCUGCAUUCCCUAGGGCAGGCAAGUCCCAACUCCCAAGAGACUGUGAUGUACUCCAACUAUUAAAAAACUGGCAGUGAUCUACCCAUUGGAUUAACCAAAGUUGUUGAGCUAUUUUUUCUUUUUGGGCGAUCAAUCAGGAUCACGCGAUCGAGCAUGGAUGCCCCGCAAUUGACUAGUUGGACAUGUCUGCCCUAAGGAAUAAUGGGGGUGGUGGGGGGUGGAAAGUGUUUCCCAAACUUGUGUCUCCAGUUGCUCUUGGACUACAACUCCCAUUAUCCCUAGCUAGCAGAAUCAGCUGUCAGGAAUGAUGAUGACAAAAACAACUGGUGAUCCAUGUUUGGGAAAACCUGUAUUAAAUGAACAAAUGCCUUAUUCAGGGUGGAAUUUGAAAAACGUGGUUGUAAAGGACUGAAACAAAGCUUUCUAAACGAGGGUUAAUAAACUAGCCCAUUUGGCCUA